Messenger RNA from Scheffersomyces amazonensis, 2079 nucleotides. Its product is annotated as serine/threonine protein kinase. Gene Ontology annotation, molecular function: ATP binding; protein serine/threonine kinase activity. Gene Ontology annotation, cellular component: cytoplasm; nucleus. The coding region runs from base 1 to 2079 and encodes 692 amino acids. Lineage: Eukaryota; Fungi; Ascomycota; Pichiomycetes; Serinales; Debaryomycetaceae. The record is from RefSeq and is a predicted model, not a curated record. Gene Ontology annotation, biological process: spliceosomal complex assembly; regulation of mRNA processing; peptidyl-serine phosphorylation. The transcript is spliced from 3 exons.
AUGCCUAACUCCCACCUUCACAAGUCUAACUUGUCAAUAGCCAUUAAACAGGCAGAGAAUUCAACUUCAAAUUCAAAUUCAACUUCAAAUUCAUCUACUCCUCGACCAAAUCCUCCUAGUCGGCAGAAUUCAUCUAGUAAUUCAAUUGAUGGACUGAAUUCUAUACUCAAUUUACUGACUCUGACUCUGACUCCCAAUGCAAUACCAGUACCUUCUCAACUCCUUCCAAGUUCAUUCACUCUGCAUGGUACAUCUACUGUAUCCACUAGUUCUUCAAUAUCUAAACCAUUCAAACCACAACCUUUAACUAUUCAAACUAAAUUUGAUUCUCCUACUAAAGAUUUUAACAAUAAUAUUAUUCUUAAUAAAAAUAAUGGAGAUGAUGAAGAUGAUGAUGAAGAAGAAACAGUUAAUCCUGCUGAUGAAGAAGAUUCAAAGGAUUAUGUCCCUGGAGGAUAUCAUACAUGUUAUAUUGGAGAAGAGUAUAAGAAUGGUAAAUAUACUCUUGUUAGAAAACUUGGUUGGGGACAUUUUUCAACUGUUUGGUUAGCAAAAGAUAAUGAUAAAAAUUCUCAUGUUGCUAUGAAAAUUGUACGAAGUGCUAAACAUUAUACUGAAACUGCUAUUGAUGAAAUUAAAUUACUUGAUAAAGUAACUACAUCUGAUUUAAAUCAUCCUGGUCAUGAACAUGUUAUACAAUUAUUAGAUACAUUUACUCAUAAAGGUCCAAAUGGAGUUCAUGUAGUAAUGGUAUUUGAAGUAUUAGGAGAAAAUUUAUUAGGACUUAUUAGAAGAUAUAAACAUAGAGGAAUCCCCAUUGUAUUUGUUAAACAAAUUGCUAAACAAUUAUUAUCAGCAUUAGAUUUUUUACAUCGAAAAUGUGGAGUAAUUCAUACUGAUUUAAAACCAGAAAAUGUAUUAAUUGAAAUUGGUGAUGUUGAACAAAUUGUUAGAAUGGUUGAAGAAGAAGAAAUUCAAAAACGUUUAGAAAAGAGAUUACAAAGAAGACAAUCAAAAAAAUUAAGUCUGCAUUCUUCAUCAACUUCUACAUCUCAAACUCCUACAGGUUCAAUUCAAAAUACUCCUCUGAAUCCUAAAUUAACUGAUUUAGUAUCUCCUAAAUCUUCAAUAACUAAUUCUCCUUCAUUGGGUAGAAAUGGUCGUAGAUCAAGACGUCAAACAUUAAUUACUGGUUCUCAACCUCUUCCAUCUCCAUUAAGAUCAUUUAAUAAAUCAUUUACAAAUGUAUAUGGAUUAGCUAAUUCAACUUCCAAUACUCCAAUUAAAGCUAAUUUUAUUGCUGAUACAAGUAUGAAUAAUGAUCAUACAUUAAAUAGUUCAUUAUCAUCUAUGUCUAUUUCUAAUAAUACUUCGAAUGUUGAUCCAGUUCAAAUUCCUAAUGAUGAUUUAAGAUCUCAUCAUCAUCAAGAUACAACAACUACUACUAAUGAUAUUAUAAAUGAAGAUGAAUUAAUUUCAGUAAAGAUUGCUGAUUUAGGUAAUGCAUGUUGGGUUAAUCAUCAUUUUACUGAUGAAAUUCAAACUCGACAAUAUCGAUCUCCUGAAGUUUUAUUAGGUUAUCAUUGGGGUGCAUCAUCUGAUUUAUGGUCAUUUGCCUGUUUAAUAUUUGAAUUAUUAACGGGAGAUUAUUUAUUUGAUCCUCGAGAUGGUAAAUCUUAUACAAAAGAUGAUGAUCAUAUAGCUCAAAUUAUUGAAUUAAUUGGUCCAAUACCUCGAGCUGUAUUAAAGGAAAGUUAUUAUACUCGAGAUUUCUUUAAUUCAAGAGGUGAACUUCAUCGAAUUUCAAAAUUAAAACCAUGGGGUCUUAAAGAUGUUCUUACAGAAAAGUAUAAAUUUUCUGUAUCUGAUGCACUUGAAAUAUCUGAUUUCUUAAUUCCUAUGCUUAAUAUUCAACCUGAAUUAAGAGCUGAUGCUGGAGGGAUGGUUAAUCAUCCUUGGCUUAGUGAUGCUUUAGGUUUAGAGAAUGUUGUAUUAGAAAGACCCGUAGGAGGUUCAGGUGAAGAUAUUCAAGGUUGGUCUAAAGAAGUAACGAAUCAACAACCUGGUAAGUAUUAUUAG